AGCUCGGAAUUGAAUGAGGCAUGGUUACCUGGGGAAACUGUCAGCUGUAACCCGAGAAAAAAGAAAAACACGACGGCCAAAAAUACGAAGAAGAAGACCCCAAUGUUUUGCGAGUGAAACCAAAAGUAUUUUGUGGAUUCCGCUAAACCACUCCAAGAACGAUGCGCAUUUCUUGAUACUCACCGAAAGCCAGCAAUCCAUCGUAACGACCGUCAAACAAAACAGCAAAAAAAAAGGAAAGGAGACCUCGGCCACCGUCUGCCGACUUCACGGAAGACUAUCGCUGAACCGCGCUGGAUUGAAUCGACCUCGAGAUACACCGGCUAGUAGGCACGAUGUACUGCUUGCAAUGCCUGAUACCGGUGCUGCUCAUCCCGAAACCCACGAAUCCGGCCCUGAUGCAGACGCACGUCAUGUUUAUCGUGCUCUACCUGAUCGGAUUCUUUCUGGAGCGUAAACCGUGCACCAUCUGCAGUGUCGUCUUCAUCAUGGCCGUCUUUCUGAUCUGCAACAGUGGCGUCGGGAACUGUCUGUUCUGGGGCAACUGCGAAGGACAUACGUGUGAGAAUGGAUAAGUUCCCGGUGGCAGACACGCCGUCUUCUCUUCCGUAGUCCUUGCAGUCUGCUUCUGUUUCUGUUUUCUAUCGGUUUGUCCUCCUUCUUUUCCUUUUGAGUUACGGCACAGAUGAAUUGUGAAACACGGAAAAACGGCCAAAGACGGAGCUUGCUGCUGAUGCCGACCAACCGCUUGCCCGCACACACCAGCGUUACACGCGCUGCCAAAACGUACUCGGUAAAUGCCACAGUCGAUAGUAAUAUUUCGUUUUUAAAUUGUUAAUACCCGUUUGUUUCGUUACGUUAUCGAUAUCGAUGUUAGUCUGCGUUUUUUAACAUAUUAGUGUAGUAGAGAGUGUGGAGUAGGCCACGACGCAGUAUAGAGUUACGAUUCAGUCUCGAGAAACGCAAAAGACUGCAGACGCAGCAGACGCAGGAUUCGAUCUAAAACACACAGGCUACUAUGCUCCCCUAGCGGUUGUGCUGCUCCCGGUAUUAAUAGCGCCUUUUGCCGGGACUGCAAAAACACAAGUGAUGUUAAACCCCUCCAGAACAGUUGAAACGAAAUGCGCAUAUGAAGUCCCAGGAUCCCUUCUAGUGGGGGGGAGCGAAAUGAAAUUUGUAAUUGAAUCAGAAGCGUUCGCCGUAAGCCGCCAUCAUGUAGUGAUGCAAGUUUUACGUCGAUUUACUCAAUCUUAUCCGGCUAUAAUGUUUGGUGUCGAUGAUAUCAAUUAGUGCGCAGUUAUGCGCUGCGCCGCACGGGACAUCGUUAUCUUGUUCCUUGCUAACACAAGGCAAAUGGCAAAGAGUAUGCGCCCGCAAAGAUCGAUCGAAGCAAUUUUAUGAUCACACAAAACAUGUACAGAAUUAGAAGGAAGCUACCCGAAUACGCUUCUAGGAGAGAAGGACUUAACGAGAGGUAGGGCAGGAAUAGGAGGAUGAUCUGCGAUCUGCGCUGUCGCUACUACGAUCCACAAUCACCCAACGGCGCAACGGAACAGAAGUCGAGCAAGUGCUGUAAAUAGAUAUGAACAUAAAUGUACUAUUUAUUUAUUUUUAAACAAUACUAGAACCCAUUUCCCCCCUUCCUCUAGGAUAGUGUGUUAAAACGAAAAUAAUAAAUUGAAAACAAAUUAUCACUCAGA
Anopheles darlingi is the source of this 1700-nucleotide messenger RNA. RefSeq names its product bladder cancer-associated protein (gene bc10). Bases 336 to 575 code for a protein of 79 amino acids. Lineage: Eukaryota; Metazoa; Arthropoda; Insecta; Diptera; Culicidae. The record is from RefSeq and is a predicted model, not a curated record. The transcript has 2 exons.